AGAAGUUUGUUAAACAAUGGUUGUUUUGAUCCAGAAGUCUUGGGAAAAUAUUUAUUUACAUGUGCAUAUUUAUAUUACAUAUUUUUGUAUAUUACACACUCCUGCGGUGUCCUUUGAUUAGACUUCAGUUUCCAGCACUGAGAUUUCAGUCAUAGCCUAAGUAAAGGGACUUGCCAUAUAUGUAUAUAUUAAAAUGAAUAAAUAUUGAAUGAAGACUCUACUAUAAUUGGCAGGUAGCCUAGAGUGGUGCUACGUUUUCCAAAAAGGUUUUAUUAGCCGCAGUUCCGAUGGCUGAAUAUGGGUUCAACAGCGAUGUUGUCAAGCUAUAUAGACUGCUCUUAACCAACUACAAUUACGUUAGAUCCGAUUUAACGCGUCUCGCCUGCAUUGUAUGUAGGGGAGUAGAUAUUACCGGCUUUAAAACUGCUACUUUGGCAUGGCCUCUGUUCAAAGUCAAGCUUUAGCCCGUGGCUAACGGUAGCCUGCACACUGGCAUUAGUCAUGGCAGCUUUCAGUGGAUAUUGUGGAGUUAAUAUUAAGAAUAUUCUCCUCAGAGAGAAGUUUGUCCUGAUCUUUCGAAACACUGCAAUUACAUCGUGUAAGAGCUCCCCACAUUAAAUUAAAUAGCAUUGAGUUUUUGUGAAAGUUUAACUGCAUCCUUUUGAAUCUGAUAUCAGUAAUUUAUGUAGACAGAUUUGUCUUCAUAGCCUUGAAGCAUAGGUGUUUUGAUGGAGAACUGCAUAGCCAAAUUAAACUUGACAAAUGUAGAUUUAUGGCUGGCUAUAUCAGUGUCUUGUGUUUAAGUUAAGUGUUUACAGCCUACUUUGCAGUCACGGUAGGGUUCACGUGAAACGAAAGGAAGAUUUUCCUUUUCUCUUUUGUUGCAGUAGAUCCCUCUCUCCCUGUCUCCUGCCUGAACCUGCUGGUUCCUCCACUUCAACUCCUCUCUGCAGCCAUGUGGCAAGUGCUCCAGCAGCAAGAUGUGUUUCAUUAUGGGAAACUGGAUAAUAUUGGUUCAAUAAUGCAAUAAAAAUAAUGGCUUUUAUUUUGAUUUUAUUUUCGCCUUGGUGAUAUCGAGGAAGUCAACCUCCUUUUAUUACAUGUUGCUACUAGUACGCAUGCGAUCUUACAGUAGCAUCUUACCUUGAUGAUGGCUUGAGUGGUUUUUCAAGGCUAAUUUCAUCAGAACAGCUGCAAUAUUUUACAAGAUGAUGGAAACAGCAAGCAUUGAAGAAAUUGGAGGUGCAUAGCUCUGCUUUUAUAAACUGAGUGUUCGGCGAAGGAUACUAAGCUACAAGCGACGAUCGAGCGAUGCUCUUUUUUAAUGUAACGUGUGACAUUACACAGAUUCCAAUAACAGCUAAAACUAGCACAGUCCCUUGCUGUUUUUUGAAUACAUGAAUAAAACUUGAAUGAGCUGUCAGCUAUAAUUGAUCCCUCUCUCCCUGUCUCCUCCCUGCACCUGCUGGUUCCUCCACUCCAACUCCUCUCUGCAGCCAUGUGGCAAGUGCUGCAGCAGCAAGAUGCGUUGCAUUAUGGGAAACUGGAGGAGUUUGUGUCCCUGGUGAUGGAGACAUUCCCAGAGCUGCUGAGUGAGAGCCAGAGGACCGAGCUCACUCUGGGGCUGCAGCAGUUUGGCUGUAAAACUGACCCAGCCCUGGAGGUUCUGUUGUGGGAGUUCCUUUCCAGACUGGAUCAGCUGCUGCCGGUACCAGAUCUCAAACAGACAGUGUCCUGGCUCAGUGCUGCCCCCUCUGUCCUGGAGGUCUGUGUGCAGUCUGUUUCUUACACAGACAAACUGAAGACCCUUCUCAGCCACCACAGAAGUCUUGGACAGUUGGACCUGAAUGUAACACUUCCCUCAGUUGAGGACUGCAAAUUGACCUCUAUUCCCUACUCUCCCUCUCGAAGAGUGGUGGAUUUCACCCAACCGACAAACACCAAUAUCCAAUCGGAAUCCACAACUGAGUUCAUGAACUUCGUAAGCCCCACCUAUUUAAGUGAAGACAUAAAAGCAGAAUCUGUGAUAGACAGCUCAAAUUUCGACGGGGUGGAGCCAAGGACGAGUGUGAACAGAUGUGAAGACAUGGAGGAGAGCACAGAGAGGAAGACUGGAAAUUUGAUGAGCAGAGAGCAAAGAGACGUACUGACGAACAUGAAGGAGGAGGAAGAUGAUUUGGAGAGGCAGAGUGUGAACACGGUGAGGGAAGAUGGUGUGGGAGAUGAAGAGGACCAUUGGAAAGAGGAAGAAAAAGAGAGGGACGAACGGACGCAAGGACACAUAACUGACAAAUUGGUGCAGAACAGAGUCAACUCAGAACAUGGACUGCAGGAAGGGGAGGAGUUGUUUACUCUGGCCACUUCCUGUUUGCUAAAACAGCCUAGAGUGCUGAUUCACAGGCUAGAAAUUGCCAGUAGUUCAGUCCCUGUGUCAUCACUUCCUCAUCCCGGGGCUGAUAAAAGAGAUCACGGAGUGAGAUCUCCAUGGAUACAGCAUGAGGUCUCACCACUGAGAGGAAACGGAUCUCUGAGACAGAAGAAGGGUCAGGUCGUGACCCGGAAGAGGAAUACAGUUGGCCAGUUGGAGAGACCCCUGGAAGUGCUGCCAUCUUCAUCAAUGGAUGGGAUCUGUGCUGAAGCCUCCUUUAUUUCUCCUGUCAUCUCCUCCCAGAACAAAAACAUAUAUUCUGAUCGCACAGGACAAGCUGCUGAGGUGUCGUCUCAGGUCUUUGCCUGCUCCCAGUGCCCGUUCGUUCACACAGAGAAAGUGAAUCUUCAGCAGCACAUAGAGAAGGUUCAUCCAGAGGAGCUCAGUAGCACUCUGGGGUCCCAACAACCUCCCAGCAGCACACAUCAGCACCACACCCCAACUAAGACACCCCCCACCUCGACACAGUCCCACACAGGCACUCCAGGGGCCCACACAUGCUCCCAGUGUGGGAAGAGUUUUAGUUGUAUGAGUAAUUUGAAUAAACACCAGCGAACUCAUACAGGGGAACGUCCGCACCGCUGCCCCCAGUGUGGAAAGAGUUUCAAGGAGUCAUGUAGUCUAAAGGUACACCAGCGAUCUCAUACAGGGGAACGUCCUUACCACUGCUCCCAGUGUGGGAAGAGUUUCACUCGUUUGAUUUAUUUGAAGAUACAUGAGCGAACCCAUACAGGGGAACGUCCAUACCACUGCUCCCAGUGUGAGAAGAGCUUUUCUCGGUCAGAUCAACUAAAGCUUCACCAAAAAACUCAUACAGGCGAGCGGCCAUAUCACUGCUCCCAGUGUGGGAAGAGUUUCACUCGUUUGAUUUAUUUGAAGGUCCACCAGCGAACCCAUACAGGGGAACGUCCAUACCACUGCUCCCAGUGUGAGAAGAGCUUUUCUCGGUCAGAUCAACUAAAGUUACACCAAACAAGUCAUACUGGCGAGCGGCCUUAUCUCUGCUCCCAGUGUGGUAAGAGUUUCCCUCAGCUGAGUAGUCUGAAGCUGCACCAGCGAACUCAUACAGGGGAACGCCCGUACCACUGCUCCCAGUGUGGAAAGAGUUUCCCUCAGUUGAAUAGUUUGAAGUUACACCAGCGAAUUCACACGGGGGAACGACCAUACCACUGCUCCCAGUGUGGAAAGAGUUUCCCGCAGUCAAGUCGUUUGAAGCUGCACCAGCGAACACAUACAGGCGAGCGCCCGUACCAGUGCUCCCUGUGCGAGAAGCGUUUCAAUAAAUUGAGCAAUUUGAAGAAACACCUGCGGAUUCACACUGGGGAACGUCCUUACCACUGCUCCCAGUGUGAGAAGAGUUUCAGCCAAUCAAAUUCUUUGAAGCUGCACGAGGAAAGCCAUAUAGGAGAGCAUCCGUACCAGUGCUCCACUUGUGGGAAGAGUUUUCGCCAUUCACUUAGUCUGAAGGUACACAAGCAAACUCAUGAAGGGGUAAGACCUUACCACUGCUCCCAGUGUGGGAAGAGUUUUACUCAGUCACACAGUCUGAAGGAGCACCAGCGAACUCAUACAGGUGAGCGCCCGUACCGCUGCUCCCAGUGUGAGAAGUGCUUCAGCAGUUUACAGUCUGUAAAAAAACACCAGCAGAUUCACACGGGAGAGCGUCCAUACUCCUGUUCCCAGUGCGAGAAGAGCUUUGUUCAGGCGUCUCAGCUGAAACGACACCUGCAAACACAUACAGGUGAACGGCCGUACCCCUGUUUGCAGUGUGGGAAAAGUUUCAGCAGGCCAGAUAAUCUGAAGCUACACCUGCAAACUCAUACAGGGUGAACACCUGUUACACUGCUCCCAGUGUUUCACUCAUUCGUGUUAUGUGACCGUACACCUGCGACACCACACAGGAUUGGGCCUAUUUCUAUUUGGUUUUUGAAUUUUUGGCACAUUCUUGGAUUACUUUGGGACAAACACGCUGUGGUUUGAUUAUUUUUAUACUUCCAUUUCUUUGUGUGACUGUGAACUUGCCCACGUCUGUAACAUUUGUUAUUCUUUUAAGGAUGAACCUCGUCUUUAGAUUAGAUGUAAAUAUUUGUUAAAAUUUAAUAAGAAAUCUUAAUUUUAAUCUGGUUGGGAGUUGUACAUUUUGAUAAAGGUUGAUCGUCAGUUUGCUCUGCCUAUCAAUCAAUUCUGCGAUUUAAUUUAUAAUUGAUAGCUUUGAUAAUAAUUGGCAAAUUAAAUCAAAUCAAUAUAUUUUGCAGGAAAAAAUGUAACAUGUUUAUGUUUUAUAUUAUUGUGCUUUGCUUUACUCAAUGACAGAAACAGUUCCACUCUUUGCUGUAUCCUCUAUAUUUAAAUAAUGUAUAAUAUAUACUCUAUGGUUUUCUGUGAGAUGUUUACCUAUUUUAUGUUGUAAUUGAGACCUACACGACCAAUUCAUUUUCUUCCUUCCGAUUCCAGCCCCCCAGUCUCCCAGCACCAACGCGUGUUUUGUAUUCUGUAUAAGUGUCUACCUGUUUCAUCAUCACCCCAGUAUUUUCUCCAGUCUUCGUGCGUAUGAGAUUUUAUAUAAAUCUUAGCCUCAGCUCUUCUUAGAGGAGCUUGUAUAAUCUAUGUCUUGGAGCUUUAGUGCCAGUUUGGCCAGUAUAUCUACCUCUUCAUUUCCCUCUACAGUACACCAAAAUGGACUGGCACCCACAGGAAACAAGUGUAUGUACCAUUUGUUUGUAAUCUAUACAGUAUGUCACGCUGUUACACUUGGCAAAGUAUAAAAUUACUUGUGAUGAAACAUUCAAAAUAAAAGCUCGGGUGCAUUCGUCAAAAUACUGAGUUUCUUCUAGCUUUACAUCUAGCAUUUACAUAAAGGCAAUGGGUUUCACCAUUUGUUUGAAAAAUCCGUUGACACAAUUUUGGCGCAAGGAACAUGUUGUUCUGCAAAUGGGGUGUUUCAGGCAAAUGUCAUUUUUGGCACCAGGUUAAGAAAAAGCUGCCUAAAUCCAUCGACAGAUGCAUUUGCGAACACGGUCCGUUGAUUUUGAUCCAACGAUAAAGAAAAAUAUAUUCUGGCUUUUAUAUUGAUUUUAUUUCCACUUUGGUAUCACGGAAGUCACCCUACUUUUAAUUACACGUUGCUACUUGUGCGCAUGCGUUCGUACAACUGGACUUCACUUGGUGUGCUUUAAAAAGCAUGCUAGGUUGUUUCUUCUGAACAGUUCCAAAAUUUUGCACGUUGAUGGGAACGCUGAGCAUUACAGAAAGGCGAAGCGUAGCAACACUUCCCUCCAUAGAACAGUUCAGAACAGUUCAAGCUGACCUCCAUGUCCCGCCCUCCCUCUCGAAGAGUGGUAGAUUCUACCAAGCUGACGAACAGCAAGAGCCAAUCGGAAUCCAUAACUGACUGCAUGAACUGUUUAAGCCCCGCCUCUUCAGAUGAACACAUAAAGGCAGAAUCUGUGAUGGACAGCUCAGAUUACACAGGGGUGGAGCCAAAGUCCAGUUUGAACAAAUGUGGAGACGUAGAGGAGGGGACAGAGAGGAAGACUGAAUGUCUGAUGAGUGGAGAGCAACAGGACAUACUAACCAACAUGAAGCGGGAGGAAGAUUGGGAAAGGCAGAGUGUGAAAAUGGAGAGGGAGGAUGACAUGAGAGUUGAAGAGGGACUCUGGAAGGAGGAAGAAAAAGAGAAGGAUGAACAGAUGGAGAGAAAAACAACUGAAGUUGCCCAAACUGACAAAUUGGUGAAGGAUGGAGUAAAAUCGGAGCAUGGACCACAGGAAGGGCAGGAGUGGUCUACUCUGGUCACUUCUUGUCAGGUAAAACAGCCUAGAGUGCUGAUUCGCAGGCUAGAAAUUGCCGAUAGUUCAGUCCCUGUGUCAUCCCCUCUUCGUCCCAUAGCCUGUAAAAGAGAUCAGGAAGCGGGAUUUCCAUGUAGACGGCAUGAGCUCUCACCACUGAGAGGAAACGUGUCACUGAGAGAGAAGAAGGGUCAGGUCAUGACCCGGAAGAGGAAGACAGUUGGCCGGUUGGAGAAACCCCUGAAAGUGCUGCUGUCUUCAUCAGAGAACGAGAUCUGUGCUGAAGUCUCCCUUAUUUCUCCUGUCAUGUCUCCCAGGAAU
This is a messenger RNA of Anguilla anguilla (European eel), 6537 nucleotides long. Its product is annotated as zinc finger protein 2-like. Gene Ontology annotation, biological process: regulation of transcription by RNA polymerase II. The transcript has 9 exons. Gene Ontology annotation, cellular component: nucleus. Gene Ontology annotation, molecular function: DNA-binding transcription activator activity, RNA polymerase II-specific; RNA polymerase II cis-regulatory region sequence-specific DNA binding. Lineage: Eukaryota; Metazoa; Chordata; Actinopteri; Anguilliformes; Anguillidae. The coding region runs from base 1499 to 4258 and encodes 919 amino acids. The record is from RefSeq and is a predicted model, not a curated record.